Messenger RNA from Sporothrix schenckii 1099-18, 708 nucleotides. RefSeq names its product protein-L-isoaspartate(D-aspartate) O-methyltransferase. NCBI's taxonomy places the organism in Eukaryota, Fungi, Ascomycota, Sordariomycetes, Ophiostomatales, Ophiostomataceae. Gene Ontology annotation, biological process: protein modification process. Gene Ontology annotation, molecular function: protein-L-isoaspartate (D-aspartate) O-methyltransferase activity. Bases 1 to 708 code for a protein of 235 amino acids. Gene Ontology annotation, cellular component: cytoplasm. The record is from RefSeq and is a predicted model, not a curated record. The transcript has a single exon.
AUGGCCUGGCGCAGCUCCGGCAACUCGCUGGCCGAGCUCGUCGACAACCUGUGCGCCCACGGCCUCAUCACCGACGACCGCGUCAAGCAGGCCUUUCUCGCCGUCGACCGCGCCCACUACGCGCCGCGCAGCCCCUACAAGGACGCGCCGCAGUCCAUUGGCCACGGCGUGACCAUUUCCGCGCCGCACAUGCACGCGCUGGCCGCGGAGAACCUGCUGCCGUAUGCUGCUGGCAACAGCGAACACGGCGCGCACAUCCUGGACAUUGGCAGCGGCAGCGGCUACUUGACGCACGUCCUGGCCGCGCUCGCCGGGCCCGCCGGCUCCGUCGUCGGCGUCGAGCACAUUGGCGCGCUCUGCGACCAGGCGCGGCACAACAUGGCCAAGAGCGACGACGGCCGGCAGCUGCUGGCGACGGGCCGCGUGCAGUUUGUCGUCGGCGACGGCCGCAAGGGGGCGCCGGCGUCGCUCGUGGGCGACCACGGCUUCGACGCCAUCCACGUCGGCGCCGCGGCCGCCGAGCUGCACCCGGAACUCCUCGCACAGCUGCGCGCGCCGGGCCGCAUCUUUAUCCCCAUGGACGACGAGGCCGACGGCGGCGCGGGCGACCAGUGGGUGUGGCAGAUUGACAAGGCGGCGGACGGCACGGUGACGAAGAAGCGGCUGAUGGGCGUGCGGUACGUGCCAUUGACCGAUGCGCCCAAGUGA